AUUUGGCAUUCCACCAUCAGCCCCUUUGGCAUAAAUUGAUUCGCAUCGCUGGUCACACUCUAGCCAUCGUGUCCGAUCCUAUUGUUGACAAAAAAUCGAUCAGUGAGAUGUAUUGAAUUGUGUGUACGAAGUUGCUAAGGUUAUCACAUUGAAUAAAGACAAGUUAAAACAGGGCCGCCGACGAUGGGAUGCGGGGCCUCAAACAACUUUGACUUCAAAUAUGAUGUUUCCCAGCAGUGGGAGAGUGCUCGCAAAACUAUCGACAUUAAGCGACACCGUAACAAACCAGUCAUUAAGAGGUCAGGAUGGAAAACUGUCCGAAUCUUUGUGUCGUCAACAUUCCGUGAUUUCCACGCAGAGAGAGAAGUUCUGGUUAAAGAGGUAUUUCCUGAUUUGAGACAAUGGUGUGAAAAGCGAAGACUUCAUCUUGUUGAAUGUGAUCUACGAUGGGGUGUCCCAAAAGACACAACCUCAGAAGAAACGCUCCGCACAUGCCUUGGUGAAAUUGACAGGUGUUACCAGGACAACAUCAUGCCUUUUUUUCUGAACAUGACAUGUGCUCGUUGUGGUUGGAUACCUAAUGACAGUGAGGUUCCUCAAAGUGUAAAAUCUGAAUACAGGUGGAUCGGUGGAUUAUCUGUAACAGAAAUGGAGAUUAUCCAUGGUGCAUACAGGAAGGAUAAUCCUAAUUCUCUGUUUGCAAUUCGAGACACACAUUUCCUAGAGUCACUUCCUGAUGAAUACAAGGACGACUUCUUAGACUCCAAUCCAGUCGCUGAGCAUAAGCUGAAAGUUCUGAAAGAUGUCCUAUCAAACAGAUUCCAGGCUGACCGUGUGUUUACUUACAACUGUAGCUAUGGUGGAGUCGAUGCUGACACCGGAAAAGUUAGUCUUGAUGGUCUCCAUGGCGAAUUCACAAACAAGAUGUCAAAUCCGAAGCCAUGUCUUAAAGAUUUCUCCCGUGUGGUUUUCAAAUUUUUUCAAGAGAGGAUCGCAGAGCAGUAUCCGCUGUUCGAGGGUAAACUAGACGUGUUCGAGCAAGAGAAGGAGGCUCACGAAGCAUUCAUGAAGAGCAGAUGUACUGUUGUCCUUGGUAGAAAUGAGAUUUUGGAUAAAAUUGCAAACUAUGUGACAGACUUGGGUACUGGCAUGCCGUUGAUCUUAACCGGUGGACCAGGCUCCGGCAAGUCAUCCAUAAUGGCCAAAGCAGCUGAUGUUGCUUCACAAAAGGCCAGUGGUGGGGAAAUUCCAGGUGGAGGUGAUGUAGGUUGGCAUGUCUUCUACCACUUCGUUGGUGCUAUUCCAGGAUCCACGGAUCAAGAGAUGAUUUUAAAACGACUCCUUAAGGAAUUGAAGAUUUGUAAUGAUUCCAAUAUGCCCAAGGACUAUGAGGGCGCUGCUCAGCUUGUUGCUGGUGUACUGUCCAAUCCAAACUCAAAGCCUGUUAUCAUUUUAGUUGACGCCCUCAAUCAGGUUGAUGAAGAGAAAGGUCAUGGAACGCUGAGUUGGUUGCCACGGAAACUUGCUCCUCAAGUUCGCUGCAUCUUCUCAAUGAUAAAUGACACACCACCACACGUAACGCUGUUAGCACGACCUCACGGACCAUUAGAAGUUCCAGUUACACCGCUAGAUGUACCAUCCAGAAAGGAAAUUGUUUUAGAGAUUUUAAGCAACUAUCACAAGAAACUUGACCCUGAGCAGAUGACCUGUCUUCUUUCUAAGGAAUCGUCAAAGAAUCCACUUUGGCUAGCGAUUGCAUGCGAGGAGCUACGUGUCUUUGGUGACUUUAGCCGAGUCACAGAAAAGAUCAAGUCACUUGCUGAUGAUUUACUUGAUUUACUGGGACAAGUGCUUACACGAUUUGAACACGAGAAUGGCGGCACUCUGAUGAUAGCGACCCUCUGCCUUCUGGAAACUUCUUCACAUGGACUUCUGGAAACAGAACUUUUAUCAGUACUUGGAGGAGAUGUAUCACUACUCACUCCAUCUGAGGAGAACUUUAGCAAAUUGAAAAAAAAAGAAGAUAGUGAUGUUCAACCAAUUAGAAGCCAGCCACUAUCUGCUGCUAAGUGGGCCGCUGUGUACCGUGCAUUACGUACCUUCCUUAGACCAUUUGGGGACAGCGGUGAGGGCAGGCUUGACUUCUACCAUCGCUCACUCAGUAAAGCUGUGAGGAAAAAAUAUUUUCACACACAAGAUGGAUCUGAAAGAGAGGAUGUGUAUGCAUUUUGGCAUAUGGUACUCGCAAACUUUUUUGAGAAUGAGCAGAAUGUUGACCGCAAAGUUGAGGAGUACCCUUACCACCUGGUCAAAGUAAAUGAUACGGAUCGUCUGGCUAAGUGUUUGACUGAAUGGCCUGUCUUUGACCAUUUGUUCAAUGAUUAUUACAGUUCCCAACUUCUGUUAUACUGGCGUAAGGUUGGUGACUACCAGUGUAUGGAAGGCCACUAUAGGAAAAUUCUGGAAGCAAUUGACAAAGAGGCAUUUGGACUUGAAGAAUAUUGCAUACGAUAUGAACACAUUGCAAAACUUUUGGUACAAGCUGGUGAGUACACUGUAGCGAAGGGUUACAUCGAUGUCGCCCUUAACAUCGAAGAAGAGCAGCUUGGUGGAAGACCAGAACGAUUGGUGGAGCUGUUUGCCCUUUAUGGUGAACUCUAUGAUGAGAUUUCUAAGUUACAUGACUUUAUUAAGAAAGAAAACAUUAAGGAUUUGAAGCCAUGCAUUGAGUACUUUAGGAAGUCGGUACAAAUCAGGGAAACAUUAACCGGAGACCAUCACAAGUACAAGAUGGGCAUUUCCCUCAUGUCAUUAUCCUUUACUCUAAACACAUUUUUUGAAUGUGGAGGUGACAACACACUGGAUGCAGAUGAUGCCCAAGAAGAGGCAUUGGAACACAUUGAGAAAGCACUUACAAUAUUCCAAGAGCUUGGAGAUCUUGGGAAGGAGGCAGAAGCUAGCAUGACAAAAGCUAUUCUGUACGACCGAGGAUCGGAUGAACAAUUCGAAUGGUACAACAAAGCGUAUGAACAGUGUGAACAAGCCUACGGAAGCAACUGUAAGCUGAUGACCAGGCUGAUGAGCAACAUAGGUAUAUUCCAUGAAGAUAAAAGAGAUUUCCACACCGCCUACGAAUAUUUUGUCAAGUGGUACAAUGUAUCUGUAGAGGUGUUUGGAGAAAAUCAUCCUAAAACAACUUCCGCUCGGAAUUGUCUGGAGGAGCCACAGUACCAACGGAUAAAAGCAGCUAUUGAAGCUGGCAAUGAAGCAUAAAGAGGAGAUAGCAAAAAUAUGCAGACGACAUAAAAUUGAACUCUGGGAUAUGUUUAAGUAGUGCCCUCGCAAGGUGAUGUCAUAAUCUACCAAGCUUGUACUUAUACAUUUGAAUAAGUUGUUAACUCCACAUCAUAAAUGAUGUUCAAGGAAAGGAAAAUGACCUUUUUGCUGAGUUUUGUCCCUUGGGUGAUGUUUCUGAGGUUCCAUGACAGUGUUGAGAUAGUCCUUGGGUAAGAAUGUUAAUAGUACAUGUGUUUGUGUGGGACAACAUAUGUUUAUGUGGGACAGGCAUAUAUUCUUGUCCUGUUUUGACUAGUCAGUUUUUAAUUGUUAUAGACACACCAAAAGGUCCAUUAGAUGUCAGUGGGGAGGGGGGACUGAUUUUUUUCAUUAAAGCAUUUGGAGUAACACUAUAUCUAAAUCUAAAGUUGGCUGUUAUUUUCUGGCAGCUUUUUUUUCCCAAGCAGGAGCCUAAAAUAACUAUAUGAUAUUUGAAAGGCCAAUUUUUCAUCACACUGAAUUUUAGCCCAGUUGUUAAUGUUAUGGGCUAGAGUGCAUAAGGUGAUUGAAUAUUUCCCAUGAAGGGGGUGGGAAUUACAAAUAUCUAUGCUUGAGUAAUGCAGUGAUUUUUCCUAAUUGCCAACACAAAAUGCUGUUUGAGUGAGGUAGAAAAAGUGCAGAACAUCAGGGAAAAAUGCAUUAAAGUAGCAUUUAAUAGGUGUUGGUGUUACAUCCUCUAAGCCCUAUUUCUUAGAUAUUGUGACGAAGAUCCUAAAAAUGACAGAUAAAUGUAAACCACAUUUGUGGUACAUGCACGUAUUCCUGGCAAUGUUUACAUUGGUCAGUUUUUUUGAGGAAAGUUCAUUGCUAGGAUGAAUGUAAACUUACGGGUAUUUCAUCAUGACACGGAGACAUCCAGCGGCAUAUCUAGGGGUUUGGGGGAAUGCUCUUCCCACCAUCUCCAACUGUCACCUUCCCCCCUCCACCCCUGACAAUUUUUGAAGCAAAAUAGUUACGCUAAAGUAGUUGAAAAUCACAUUAUUUUGCCGCUCCACUCAAUUCAUCAUCAAGUUCUCCCAUUACACGUCCCCCACCCAUUUCAGUACCCCUAAAUAUGCCUCUGGAUACCACCGUUUAUUAUAAUAUAGAUAUAUACCCUGUUGGGUAAUAUUUAAUCACAUCUCAUGUAUUAUUAUCUCUUUAUUUACUUAAUGAAGCAUUAUUGUAGUGCAAUGUAUGUGCAAAAAUAGAUAGGUAAGUAAGACUUGUACAUUGUGUAUAACUCAGUGUUAUUGUAAAAUUUAAUAUUAUAUAGUAUUUCAGGAUCAUGUUCCCAAGAUAAUUGUUUUUAAUCUUUCUAACUUUUAGGAAAAACAAUUUCUUAAUGAAAGUAAAAAUAAAAAAGUAAAUUAAUUUUGCAUAAUCCAAAAUAUUCUUUAUGCUGUCUAUCAUAAAAUAUCAGCCAGUGCUUUCUUGAAAUGUAUUUUCUUACUUUUGUUAUGGGUUUUCUCUAUUUAUUUUUAAUACUAAUACUAAAAUAUUGGUGUUAAGAAUAUAUUUUCUUACUUUUGUUAUGGGUUUUACUCUAUUCUUGAUACUAAUAUUUUAAAUAUUUCAUUUAUAGCAUUUUAGUAUAUUUGUCCAAUCAAUUGUGUGUACACAGAAAAUUCAAGUUUUACUCUAUUUAUUCUUAAUACUAAUAUUUUAAAUAUUUCAUUUAUAUCAUUUUAGUAUAUUUGUCCAAUCAAUUGUGUGUACACAUAGAAAAUUCAAGUGAUUUGUUCAACCUGACUGUUACUGUAUUUAAUAUUCUGUGUACAUAUUGUAGCAAAUAGCCUGGAUUUUAUCUCAGUUGUGAAUGUACAGUAGUAAAAUCAAGGCAUGUCGAGAUCAGACUCGGCUUACUAAUUUCAUGAUUGUGUAUAUCAUUUUCAAAGUACUUAUGUAUAUUUUUUAAAUAAAUCUGAAGACGAUUAUGUUA
This is a messenger RNA of Anneissia japonica, 5257 nucleotides long. Its product is annotated as telomerase protein component 1-like. The record is from RefSeq and is a predicted model, not a curated record. Gene Ontology annotation, cellular component: Cul4-RING E3 ubiquitin ligase complex. Gene Ontology annotation, molecular function: protein binding. Lineage: Eukaryota; Metazoa; Echinodermata; Crinoidea; Comatulida; Comatulidae. Bases 184 to 3273 code for a protein of 1029 amino acids. The transcript is spliced from 25 exons.